Molecule: messenger RNA, 1637 nt
Organism: Asterias rubens (European starfish)
Lineage: Eukaryota; Metazoa; Echinodermata; Asteroidea; Forcipulatida; Asteriidae
Product: 40S ribosomal protein SA-like
Exons: 7
Coding region: 123-1073 (316 amino acids)
Biological process (GO): cytoplasmic translation; ribosomal small subunit assembly
Cellular component (GO): ribosome; cytosolic small ribosomal subunit; 90S preribosome
Molecular function (GO): structural constituent of ribosome
Source: RefSeq, a predicted model, not a curated record
CGUAACCUUAAAUUGGAAAGGAACCAUUUAAUACGUGAACGCGCAAUAUCGCCCUUUUCCAACCAUCUCCCAUUGGCAUUUGCACGUGUUGAUUCCCAUCACUUACCAGAUUCAACAGCACAAUGUCGGGAAGUUUGGACAUACUAGCCCUCAAGGAGGAGGACGUGACGAAAUUCUUGGCUUGUAGCACCCACAUCGGUGCUAACAACUCGGACUUUCAGAUGCUACAAUAUGUGUACAAGGUCAAGUCAGACGGUAGCCACAUCAUCAAUCUGCGCAAGACUUGGGAGAAGUUGAUGCUCGCUGCCCGUUGCAUUGUGGCCAUUGAGCACCCAGCAGAUGUCUGUGUCAUCUCAGCUCGCCCCUAUGGACAGCGUGCCAUCCUGAAGUUUUCCACCCACACCGGUGCCACCCCGAUCGCGGGACGCUUCACCCCCGGUACCUUCACCAAUCAGAUCCAGGCAGCGUUCCGUGAGCCCCGUCUGCUGGUGGUGACCGACCCACGCACUGACCACCAGCCGGUCCUGGAAGCAUCGUACGUGAACAUCCCAGUUAUCGCGCUGUGUAACACCGACUCCCCACUCCGUCAUAUCGACAUUGCUAUCCCAUGCAACAACAAGGGUCCCCAGUCUAUCGGUCUGAUGUGGUACCUGUUGGCUCGUGAGGUACUGCGCCUUAGAGGCACCAUCAGCCGUGACAUCCCUUGGGACAUCAUGGUGGAUCUCUACUUCUACAGGGAUCCAGAAGAGGCUGAGAAGGAGGAGCAAGAGGCUCGCGAGAAGGCCCAGGCUAAGGAGGAACCCCAGGCACCUUACCAGGACCAGUGGGGAGCCCAGGGAGAUGUUCCUGCCCUUCCCGCUGCUCCUCAAGACCAGGCUGGUGGUGUCAAGGUUACCGAUUGGGCUGCAGAGUCCAUGACAGUCCCAGCUGUACCCAUGCAGCAGGGCUUCACCAAGGGUGACGACUGGGCUGCAGCCGACCCCGCUGCCAAGGACUGGUCUGCUACCAACCCCGCCCCUGCUGCACCCAAUACUGGUGACUGGGGUGGUGCCGGAAACAAAGACUGGAACUAGAACCAAAGCAUAAAACCCUCCAUCUCUGAACCAUAAAACAAAUCUCUGGAACUUAAAAACCUUGGAGACGCAGGAUUUCUCUCUUGGAAAUGAAACUUGAAAGUCGUCUUAAAACUUAAUUUCAAAAUCUGUUACAGUUGGAAGAUGUUGCAUAAAAUAAAUGCCAAGAUGAAGUGGAUUUCAAACCCUAGCUAAAAACACUUCUCUAAACAGUGCUUUGACUAAGUUUCAGGCCUGAUACUUCAUGGAGGCAAGGGAGGUAAUUGUCUCUGUUGCCCCUGGUCAUUUUGCCUUGGUGCCCCUUAAGGCUCCAACAGAAAUUAAAAUUCCCUCAUAGAGGUGCCAUGGCUUAGUGACAUUGCCCUUUUAAAAAACCGAAGCAUCAGGCUUGAAGAUUAAUAAGAAAUAUCUCUUGAGUUAAGUCAUUUCUCCUGUUAGUUCUUAAGAGGAGGUUUAGAUUAGGAGGAGGGUUAAAGAAGUUGGUCACGUCCUCCUGAAUUUUAGAGGAAGAAUUCCUGAGGUUACUGCUUCGAUGAGGCAAAUAAAAUGAAACCAAACAUUUCA